Pochonia chlamydosporia 170 is the source of this 177-nucleotide messenger RNA. RefSeq lists its product as hypothetical. The record is from RefSeq and is a predicted model, not a curated record. The transcript has a single exon. Bases 1 to 177 code for a protein of 58 amino acids. NCBI's taxonomy places the organism in Eukaryota, Fungi, Ascomycota, Sordariomycetes, Hypocreales, Clavicipitaceae.
AUGUGGGGGAGAGAACUAAUUUCCAUAUCGACUACGGAGUACGUGGAACAAAUGCAAAAGAAUAGUCUGUCGUGGUCAGACAAGACCGCUUCGAGGAGAUAUGUCGGUGUGUCAGAUGAGGCAAGGUCUUUGCCAUUGAAGAUUUCAACCAAUGGCUCGAAACUGAACAAAAAAUGA